Girardinichthys multiradiatus is the source of this 3465-nucleotide messenger RNA. RefSeq names its product dehydrogenase/reductase (SDR family) member 13b.2 (gene dhrs13b.2). Lineage: Eukaryota; Metazoa; Chordata; Actinopteri; Cyprinodontiformes; Goodeidae. Bases 255 to 1553 code for a protein of 432 amino acids. The record is from RefSeq and is a predicted model, not a curated record. The transcript is spliced from 8 exons.
CGAAAGAAAAAAAAAAAAAAAAAGUACGAAAGUCGCCACCGUACGAGAUCCACUUUUUUUCUUAAGUUAUAUAUUUUCCUAAAUAUUUUUUUAAUUUCUUGCCAUACCGUUUUUAUACGGCUGUCACGUGAUGCAAGCUGCAUGCAAAGCCAGUUCUUGUUUCUAGAAAAUGAAAGCGAAAGCAUCCUGAGACACUUGAUACAGUUCAAAACUAUACGGAGAAUCAAAGUGGAAAUCACCAAUGAAGAAUAACCAUGGAUCUGCUGCCGAACGUUUUUCUAUACUAUUUUGUAGCACUUGGUGUGCACUGUGUCCAUCAGAUCCAAUGGCUGCCCUGUCAGUUUACAGAUGAGCACGUGAGCCUCAAUAAUGAGGGACAUGUUGAUACUCAGCUCAUCCACAGAGAGGCCAUGCUGCAAUUCGGUCAAAAAGGGGACGCUCCUGUUAAUCCACAUGCCAUAACUUUCCUGAUCACAGGAUCCAAGUUGGACCUGCGGCGGCAUCUGGAUGGGGUGGAAGCAGAUCACCUGGAAUGUGAGUUGCGCAGGUACAGCACAGAGGGCAUCCAUGUGCACUGGCCCAGCCAGGAGGCCAAAGAAUACAACCGAUGGUUCACUUGCACCGUCAAACAAAACAACGGCCUGUUCAUAGUCAUUGGCUUCCUCAGACACCCAUCAGACCAGCCUCCACCAGGACAGCAGGACUACCGCAGCUGGCCCACUAUCGCUGACACUGAGAUCCUAACAACAUCUGUUGCUGUGGUAACCAAAACACAAACUCCAUCUGUGAAAGCCACCCUGAGUUCUCAGCAGAGGCUCCACUGCCAGUUUGCCAUUGACCACCGUGGAGCUAAUGUCUCUGUGGAGUGGCACCGGCAACAUCGUGGAGAGAGGACCAAACUCUUCAGCCACAACAGCCGCACGCGGCAGAGCCAGGGCUCCGGGGUUGGAGUGAAGGCCCUCGCAGGAGGAGAUGCCUCCUACACACUCCCCUUCACUAAGAUGAACAGUGAAGGAACAUACAUUUGCUCUGUGUCUGUAAAUCCACUGCUUGGGAGUCAGGACAUAAUUCUGCAAAUUGAAGAGCCUCCCCGUGUCUCCCUGAACGUGGGACCUGUUCUGUCUCUGCUGGACGGCACUGACCACAAGGUUGUUUGUGAGGCAGAUAACUACUACCCUCUAGAUGUGGAGAUAAACUGGUACGAGCAGGACCCAGCUGUUUCAGGUCAGCGGGUCGGGGCCCCGCUUCCUAAGAUGCUACAGAACAUCCUGCUCUCCAGCCACAAGCACAACCAGGACAUGACCUACUCCGUGUCGGCCUUCUUCUACCUCCAGGCAUCCCUCAGAGUUUCAGGGAAGCAGUUCACAUGCAGUGUCUCCCAUAAGUCCCUGAGAGUGCCCAUCAAGAAAAGCUUCAUCCUGAAUGUUGAAGAGCCGACCAGUUGGAUGUUCUACCUCAUUGUUUUCUUCAUCUUGUCCUUACUGCUAAUUGCUGUGAUGGUGUCUGCCCUGCACUCAGCAACUAAGAAGUCUAAGCAGAAUAAACCCUACUGAGCAGCUGUGCACCAUGAGGAGAAUCAACAGCACCAGCCAGAACUUUCUGACUCCUUCCUUCGUUUGCAGUUUUGGAUUUCUGUAAAACCUGUAAUUUUUAUGUCUCAAUGAAUUUUUUGUAAUUUUAAAGGUGAUUAUUCCUGGAUAAAGACACUUGAUAAAUUAACAAACAAAAAAUUAUCUAAGUUUGACAAUUGGAUGUGUCUUGUGCCACUAGUGGAAGUAUAGAGCAUUGCUCCCUGCUUCUGAGCAUGUACAGGAGAAGCUGUAUUUAGUAGCAGAGAUACAGUGCCAUGCAGCAAUGCAUAACUGACAGAUUGUCGUUUUGCAGCCAAAAUGUUGUGGUAUAUAUCGGGGUUUCUGGCAUAGGCCAACUUAAAGUAGUGCAUAAAUGCAAAGAGGAAGGAAAAUGAUGCAAGUGUGUUUGCUAACAUUUUUACUAAUAGAAAUUGUAAAAGUGUGGUGUGCAUUUGCAUCCGACUGAGUGAAUACUUUGUGGAACCACCUUUUGGUGCAUUUUCUCUACCAGUUUUCCAUAUCCACAAACAGAAACCUUUGCUUCUUCGCUUUGUAGCUCAAGCUCAGUCAGAUUGGAUGGAGAACAUCUGUGAGCAACGGUGUUAAAUGUUUGCUAAAUUCCUAACUGUAAUUAGGUCUGGACUUUGACUGGACCAUUUGAACACAUGGAUAUGCUUUGUUCUAAACCAUUCUGUUUAGCUCUGGCUGUAUGUGUACUGCUGUUGUCCUGCUACUGAACCUCUGCCCUAGAAUCAAGUCUUCACAGCCUCUCAGAGGUUUUCUUCUAGGAUUGUCCUGUAUUUAGCUCCAUCCAUCUUCCCAUCAACUCUGACCAGCUUCCCUUUCUCUGAUGAAGACAAGCAUCCCCACAGCAUGAUGGUGCCACCAGCAUGUUUCAUUAUGGCAAAGGUUGGUUCAGAGUUUUUGUUCAUUGUAGAUUUUUAGCCACACAUAGGGUUUUCCUUGUUGGUCAGAAACUUACAUUUUAGUUUAAGUAGACCAGAACACUUCCCACCCUGUGUUAGUUGCAUACCCUACAUGUCAACAGAUUCCACCACAUGAGCUGUUCAUCUCUGCAGCUCCUCCAGAGCUUCUUGGCUGCUUGUCUGGUUAAUGUUCUCAGUUUAGCUGGACCGAUAUGUAUUGUCAGGUUUAUAUUCCUUCCUUGUCUGCUGUGUUCCUUGGUCUUCAUGAUGAUGUGUGGUUUUAAAGUAACUGGCUGAUUUCUGACAACUACUGGUUGCACCAGAGUUUCCUAUUUUUAAAGACAUUUGAAAAUCUUGUAUAAUUUUUCUUCCUCUUUACAAUCAUGCACUACUUUGUGUUGGUUUAUUGGACUAAACAAACAACCAUGAACACACACACACUCACAUGUAAAGGUAAUUUAGAGAAAUCAGUUAACCUAACUAUGCAUUUGUUUUUAGGGGCUAGGUCAUCUUCCAGAGGAAAACAAGAAGGCUCUUUUAGGUUUUUACAAGUUUUUGCUUUGGUUUCAUUCUGUAUGUUUCCUGUAAUGACAGAAAAUGGAAAAAUGUAUUUGGUAAAAAAGAUCUUCAGUCACAGUUAGCCUGUGGCAUAUCACACACCGCCAUUAUUUAUGAGUAAAACCAAGGCAGUGCAGGACAGCUUCACUCCUUCCUGUUACAUUGCAGCUGUAACAAACGGUCAGACUUCCCUUUUAACAGUUUUCUGUGGCUUACUUUUGUGAUAUUAUUUCUCUUCAUAAACAAGGAGGUCAGUAAUGCUCAGUCGGUGCUGUACCCUUUGCCAGGUCUGAUGAUGGUAAUGGAUGUAAAUAUGUGACUACCACAGUGGCCCAUUGUAAUUCACUUGGGAAAAAAACUGCACCGGUCUUUGUUGUUGAAGAGAUAAAUGUAAUAAAUACAUAAAAACA